Molecule: messenger RNA, 1184 nt
Organism: Stylophora pistillata
Lineage: Eukaryota; Metazoa; Cnidaria; Anthozoa; Scleractinia; Pocilloporidae
Source: RefSeq, a predicted model, not a curated record
UCUGACUAAUAACAAAGUGGAAUAAGACCUUGUUUUCAACUGAGCAGUUGAGUUCGGAUCGCGGGGUCGGCCCCUCGCAAAUUCCUACAUGGUUUGCAAGGGUUGGUUAUUUUUCUGUUGCCAAAUCGGUUAAAAUAUGAACUCUGAGAACCAAAUGGAUCAAUUAGAGCAGCAAAUACGAGAAGCCCAACAAAGGUAUUUAAAUGCGCAAGGGCGUCUUCGCGAAGAAAAUCAAACGAUAAUUGAAAACAUGAAAUGUAUCAUUGCGACCAGUCGGAAAAUUCAAGCUCAUCGAGAUAGACUGCGGGAAACGAACGAGGUGUACCGAACUAAGGCUGAAAAACUACAGCUUGCUUAUAAAAACAUCGAAUUACACGGGCAGAUUGUUAUCAUAAGACAAGGGUUAGAGACAGCUGUGGAGUUGACAUCGAGAGCAGAGAGGAGGAUCAAUAAAGUGGCUCACGAAUUGCAGAGCAUGAACGAAGAGAGAUUGAACGAGGCUGGAAUUGAUAACAACAACAAUGCCAAAGAAUUUGAAGAAAUGGAAACUUUUGGCUCAAGAAAGGCUUCUUUAGAGGCCUUAAGAAAUGAAUUUUACGAUUCUCAGCUCAAAGAAUUUCUAAUAUUGAGAAAGAAGGUGGAUGCGAUCAAUACGGAAAUCGAGAUUGUCGAGGAUAAGUUUGCGGUGUUAGAGGCGAGGAAACAAGAGUUACUAGCAGAAAUACACAAGUACAAAACUAAAAAACGCGAUCUCUUGAAAGCAAAAGCAAAUAAGGAAAAUCUCCACAACACAAACUUGAGACUAUUUUUAGUGGAACUUGGGGUAAUAUGAACACAGACUGUAGCCAAAAGAAGUAUGUAAUUAUUUGAUAGGAAUUUGACCGAUAUCAGUUCACGUCCAAUAUGAUCAAAAAUAUCGUCGCUUUGGUGCGCUACAAAAACAUGCCGUAGGCUGAUUCGAAUAUCUCGUGAAAAACAAAGAAUAACAAUUUUAUGUGAUGAACUGACUCGCUGACGAAAGUUUACUGUAACAGCUUUUCAUUUCAAAUUGCUUUUUCUUUCUCGUGUACCUGUCACCAUCUGACGAGUUUGUGAACAGAUUCUGGCUACUAUUCACCAUCACUGAUGGUGAUUCUUUUUUUUUCUCGCUAAGUCCUUACGAAAGUAAAAAGUCAUUACACGUU